Rhododendron vialii is the source of this 1624-nucleotide messenger RNA. RefSeq names its product pentatricopeptide repeat-containing protein At1g62930, chloroplastic-like. Bases 137 to 1147 code for a protein of 336 amino acids. The transcript is spliced from 2 exons. Gene Ontology annotation, molecular function: protein binding. The record is from RefSeq and is a predicted model, not a curated record. NCBI's taxonomy places the organism in Eukaryota, Viridiplantae, Streptophyta, Magnoliopsida, Ericales, Ericaceae.
UGUUUGCUAGUUGAAUCGAGUGGAUUAUGGGUUUGCUUUCUUGGGUAUCUUCUUUAAAUGUGGUUAUACUCCAAACGUGACCACCUUCAACACUCUAAUAAACGGGUAUAUUUUAGAAAGUAAGACUUCUGAGGCCAUGAAAUUGUUCGGAAGGUUGAUGGAAAAAGAAGACAUCGAACCCGAUGAAUUCACAUACUCGACAAUCAUAAAAGGGCUUUGUAAUGAUGGAAACAUCGAUGAUGCUUUGAGCUACUUAUUAGAGAUGAGAGGGUCGGAUAUUGUGCCAGAUGUUGUCACCUACAACUCUUUGGUUGAUGGCUUAUGCAAAUCAGGACGAUGGAAUGACGCCACAAGAAUGUUGAAAGACAUGACAGAGCAAAAUAUUUUCCCAGAUGUUGUAACCUUUAGUAUACUGGUGGAUUCAAUUUCCAAGGAGGGAAGGACCGAAGAAGCGGAGGGCAUACUCGGGAUCAUGAUCCGAAGAGGUGAGAAACCCAAUGUUAUCACUUAUAAUGCACUGAUAGAUGGAUAUUGUUUGCAGGGCCAAAUGAAGAAAGCAAAAGAAGUUUUCGACUCCCUAGUUGAAAAGGGCCUUGAGCCCGAUAUCCGUAGCUAUAAUACUCUAAUCAAUGGUUUCUGCAAUAAGAUGAAUUUAGACGAGGCCAUGGAUCUCUUCAGAGAAAUUCCUCGUAAAGGAUUAGAACCUGCUACCGAGACUUACAACACUUUGUUAAAGGGGCUGUUACUCGCGGGCAGAUGUGAUGCAGCGGAUCAUAUGCUCCAUGAGAUGAUGUGUAGCAGCCAAAAUCCUGACAUUAUAACUUACUCAAUCUUGAUAGAUGGCUUCUUUAGAAAUCAAAAAAUUGGCAAGGCAAUAGAGGUGUUUCGUUUUAUGGAAGAUCAAGGAAUAGUUCCUAAUAUCGUUGUUUAUAAUGUCGUUAUUGAUGGUAUGUGGAAAGCUGGGAAUGUUCAAGAUGCUCGAAAGCUAUUUAGUUGCCUUUCAUCCAAAGGUUUGAGACCUAAUGUUACGACGUACAAUACAAUGAUUAGUGGACUUUGUAAGGCAACGUUGCUGGAUGAAGCUGAGGAGUUACUCAAAGAUGGAAAAAACGGAACAGAUCCUACAAUCCGAAAUCAAAAUUGUUGAAAUCUGCAAAGAGGAAGCAAGAGGUGGUAAAGAUGUUUUCUGCAAGUUUUCUUCCCAAGGGAUGCAUAAGUUUUAUGGAAAUGUCAAUUAUGAUAGAUGUACUUGUCAAGAAGGCUGCUGGGUGAAGCAAAAGCGUUACUGGAGCAACUGGAAGAUACUAGUCAUUUGGCUAAUGAUUCUAUUUGCAAUGAGUUGAAGUUGUCAAAGUAUGGAUGCUUGUGCAAGUGGCAUGGAAGGAUUUAUGAGGUUCGAUGUUGUCAACUUUGGGAGGAAGUUCCACCUAUACCAUUGACUUCUUUUGUUGACAUUUGCCUUUUGCUGGUAAUUUUGCUUGAGGUUAUAAUGUCUAAUUCCCUUGAUGUUGGUUGUCUUUUUAUUAAUGAUAACUUGUUUCCACUAGAGGAUCCUUUCUCAUGGUAAAAUCUCAUCUUAAGUUGUUAAUAGCGAUCCCAAUGGUAAAAUAUACGUUCUCAAACA